GACAAAGACAGAUCAGACACUGGGAGAGCGCGCCGGGCGCUUCCGUGGCUGAUUGUUCCCAGCUGUGCAGGCUGCAACAUCUGGUUUCCUCCAGCCCGACCCCGGCCCGGCCUCCUGAGCAGGCAGAGCCUCCGUCUGACUGUCCUCUGACACCAGCCCAGCCCGCCUCACUGUGUAGCGAUGAGAGCUGCCUACCUCUUCCUGCUAUUCCUGCCUGCAGGCCUUCUGGCUCAGGGGCAAUAUGACCUGGACCCUUUGCCGCCAUUCCCAGACCAUAUCCAGUACACCCACUAUAGUGACCAGAUCGACAACCCGGACUACUAUGAUUAUCAAGAGGCGACAUCUCGGCCCUCCGAGGAGCAGUUCCAGUUCCAGUCCCAACAGCAAGUUCAACAGGAAGUCAUCCCGGCCCCCACCUUUGAGCCAGGAAAUGCAGAGACGGAGCCCACGGAGCCCGGGCCUCUGGACUGCCGUGAGGAGCAGUACCCAUGCACCCGCCUCUAUUCCAUACACAAGCCCUGCAAACAGUGUCUCAACGAGGUCUGCUUCUACAGCCUGCGCCGAAUGUACAUCAUCAACAAGGAGAUCUGCGUCCGCACAGUUUGUGCCCACGAGGAGCUUCUCCGAGCUGACCUUUGUCGGGAUAAGUUCUCCAAAUGUGGUGUGAUGGCCAGCAGCGGCCUGUGCCAAUCGGUGGCGGCCUCCUGUGCUAGGAGCUGCGGGGGCUGCUAGGGUGGAGCUGGCACCCAAAACUUGGCCCCUCCUCGGAUCCGGGGCCCUCAGGCCCUGCCUGACCUGGUGCUUUUCUCCCCUGCCUGACAUUUCUUUUAUUCUGUAAAAAGUUAGUGGACUAUGGCUCUGGGGGUUGUCUCAGGCCCCUCCCCCAACAUGUGGCCACCCCUGGGGUGCAAUGGGGGCCCCCCACUGCCAGGUCUUCGCCCCCAGGUGGGGGGCAUCCCAGGCCUUUCUGUGGGACCAGGGCCUCCGAUGUGCCUUCUCAGCCCCUCUGAGGACAGUCUCCCCCAAUCCCCCGAGGUAGGCUAUGCCCCUCACCCCAGCUGGUCUGCUUGGAUUUCCUACAGCCCCCGGGCAUAGAACACCUCUAUUUUAUACAAAAUUAAAAAUAAGUUUUUACAAAAGA
Pteropus alecto (black flying fox) is the source of this 1141-nucleotide messenger RNA. It is a transcript of the gene MFAP2, whose product is annotated as microfibril associated protein 2. Gene Ontology annotation, biological process: embryonic eye morphogenesis. The coding region runs from base 181 to 732 and encodes 183 amino acids. Gene Ontology annotation, cellular component: microfibril. NCBI's taxonomy places the organism in Eukaryota, Metazoa, Chordata, Mammalia, Chiroptera, Pteropodidae. The record is from RefSeq and is a predicted model, not a curated record. The transcript has 9 exons.